AUGUUCUUGACUGCGGAUUACAGAGCGCCUCCUAUUGUCUCUAAUACAACCUAUGUCUUAGCCUGGAAUGGCCCAAGUGAACAAUGUAUGCAACGCCAUGAUAUUUUUCUGGAUAUGAGCAUCUAUUCAUUAAUCGGAAACCCCAAAUUCGGUGUCUCACGUCAAAAUGUUACCAUAUUUUACAUCGAAAAACUUGGUAUGUAUCCCUUCAUUGACUUUAAAACAAAACAAGGAAAAUAUGGAGUAAUUCCUCAGUCAGCAGAUCUAAACGCACACUUGAAAAAGGCUGAGAGUGAUAUUAUCUAUUACUUACCCAAAGAUGAGUUGGGGUUGGCUGUAAUAGACUAUGAAGAGUGGAGACCUCUCUGGAAAAGAAACUGGGGUGACAGAAUAUUUUACCGGAGGAAAUCAAUUGAUUUAGUUAAGCAAACUUCUCCAGGCCUUUCUGAUGAAGCUGCCGAGCCUCUUGCCCAAAGACAGUUUGAAGCGGCAGCAAAGGAAUUCAUGCUGAAGACUUUGCAGUUGGGAGUGAAACUUCGACCAAACAAUUAUUGGGGUUUUCACAAUUUUCCUGAUUGUUACAAUCAUAAUUAUCAUAACAAUAAAAACUACACUGGAUCUUGCCCUGAGAUAGAUAAGCAAAGAAAUAAUGAACUCAGCUGGUUGUGGAAUGAAAGCACUGCCCUUUACCCAACCAUUUAUUUGACUACAAAAUUAAAGCAGACUCCACAGGCUGCAUUGUUUUCCCGUAAUCGCGUUAACGAAGCCAUUCGGAUUGCUGAAUCAUGGGACAGAAAUAAUCCACUUCCGGUUUUUGUAUACAUGCGUUCAGUUUUUAUUGAUAAUCCCUCAGAAUUUCUUUCCGAGAUUGACCUUGUCAAUACAAUUGGUGAAACUUAUGCUCUUGGAGCCUCUGGAAUUGUAAUAUGGGGAAGCUACACUAUAGCCCAAAAUAAGGUUGCUUGCCAGAAACUACAAACUUAUGAGAGGCAGAUACUGAGUCCUUACUUAAUCAAUGUCACUCUAGCAGCUAAAAUGUGUCACCAAGCACUCUGCCAAGAUCGAGGAUUCUGUACCAGGAAAAAUUGGAAUUCAAAUGACUAUCUUCACCUGAACCCAAGGAAUUUUCUUAUUAAGUUUGCGUAUUGUGACAAGUUCACAAUAUACGGGGAGCCCUCAGUUGAAGACCUACAGCAGUUUUCUGACAAAUUUGAUUGCACCUGUUUUACCAAUGUCACUUGUAAGAAGAAUGCUGAAGUAGAAAAUAUUAAAAACAUAAGGGUAUGCAUUAAUGAGGAAGUUUGCAUAUCAGCCUUUGUAAACCCAAGAGAAAAUCGCAAAGGCGUUCGUACCAGAAACACCAAAGCAACCACCACAACCCUCACCAUAAGCCGCAUCACAACCACCAGAACCUCCACCACCACCACCACAACCACCACCACAACCACCACCAAGAGGCCAAGGAUUUUCUAG
Molecule: messenger RNA, 1473 nt
Organism: Sorex fumeus (smoky shrew)
Lineage: Eukaryota; Metazoa; Chordata; Mammalia; Eulipotyphla; Soricidae
Product: hyaluronidase PH-20-like
Exons: 3
Coding region: 1-1473 (490 amino acids)
Biological process (GO): carbohydrate metabolic process; hyaluronan catabolic process
Cellular component (GO): acrosomal vesicle
Molecular function (GO): hyalurononglucosaminidase activity
Source: RefSeq, a predicted model, not a curated record